This is a messenger RNA of Phalaenopsis equestris, 2042 nucleotides long. Its product is annotated as probable inositol transporter 2. Gene Ontology annotation, molecular function: myo-inositol:proton symporter activity. The transcript is spliced from 6 exons. Gene Ontology annotation, cellular component: membrane. Lineage: Eukaryota; Viridiplantae; Streptophyta; Magnoliopsida; Asparagales; Orchidaceae. Gene Ontology annotation, biological process: transmembrane transport. The record is from RefSeq and is a predicted model, not a curated record. The coding region runs from base 121 to 1866 and encodes 581 amino acids.
CUCUCUCUCUCUCUACACAGGAGGAACAGGGCAAUAGCUCCAGAGAGCCGAGAAUUGAAAUCCAAUCUGCGCUCUUCAAUUUCUCAACUCAGAUAUUAGUUUGUACAAAGAGGAAGAAUCAUGGAAGGAGGCAUACCCGAUUCAGGUCCUUCAGCUUUCAGAGAGUGUUUCUCCCUCGCCUGGAAGAACCCUUACGUUCUCAGACUGGCCUUCUCUGCUGGGAUCGGCGGACUUCUCUUCGGCUACGAUACAGGGGUGAUCUCCGGAGCAUUGCUUUAUAUCAGAGAUGAUUUUUCGGAAGUCGACAGGAAGACAUGGCUGCAGGAGAGUAUAGUAAGCACUGCAAUUGCAGGUGCAAUCAUAGGUGCAGCAAUAGGUGGAUGGGUAAAUGAUCAAUUUGGAAGGAGAAUUUCCCUCUUAGUUGCUGAUUUCCUCUUCUUCAUUGGAGCAGUCAUCAUGGCUGCUGCCAACGGCCCCAUGCUUCUCAUUGUAGGUCGUGUUUUUGUUGGUCUCGGUGUCGGAAUGGCAUCGAUGACUUCUCCGCUUUAUAUAUCAGAAGUUUCGCCUGCGAAAAUCCGAGGAGCUCUUGUCAGCACCAAUGGCUUCCUUAUUACAGGAGGCCAGUUUCUAUCCUACCUCAUUAACUUGGCCUUUACAAAGGCGCCAGGUACUUGGAGAUGGAUGCUUGGAAUUGCUGGAGUACCAGCAUUGCUGCAAUUCAUUUUAAUGGCAUAUCUGCCGGAGUCUCCUCGUUGGCUUUACAGAAAGGGAAAGGAGGAAGCAGCCACAACCAUUCUUCACAAAAUUUACCCAGCCAAUGAAGCCGAAAAUGAAAUUCAAGAACUUAAGGAAUCUGUUGAAGCUGAGAUCAGGGAACAAGGCUCAUCGGAGAAGAUAAACAUCCUAAAACUCAUUAAAACGAAGACAGUUAGACGUGGACUCAUCGCUGGUAUUGGGCUUCAGGUAUUCCAACAGUUUGUGGGAAUAAACACAGUCAUGUAUUACAGCCCAACAAUAGUUCAGUUGGCUGGAUUUGCCUCAAAUCAGAUAGCGCUGGCGCUCUCACUUAUAACAUCUGGAUUGAAUGCUUUGGGGUCUAUUGUCAGUAUCUAUUUCAUAGAUAGAACAGGAAGGAAGAAACUUCUCAUUAUUAGUUUGUGCGGAGUUAUUCUUUCUCUUGGAGUUCUUUCGGCAGUUUUUCAUCAAACUUCUACACAUUCACCAGUUGUCGGUAAGGUGGAGACAGGACAUUUUGGUAAUUCUACCUGCCCAGCUUUUCAGUCUGUUUCAGCUACUUGGGAUUGCAUGAAGUGCUUGAAAGCUUCAUCUCCUUCUUGUGGGUUUUGCGCCUCUUCCAUCAACAAGCUUUAUCCAGGAGCAUGCCUGGAAUCAAAUGAUGAUGUGAAGCAUGAAUGCCAUAAAGAAGGAAGGCUAUGGUACACCAAAGGUUGCCCAAGCAAAUUUGGCUGGAUUGCAGUGGUUGGCUUAGCUCUUUACAUAAUUUUCUUCUCUCCAGGAAUGGGUACUGUCCCAUGGAUAGUAAAUUCUGAAAUUUAUCCUCUAAGAUUUAGGGGAAUAUGUGGUGGAAUUGCUGCUACAGCUAACUGGAUCUCUAACCUUAUUGUGGCUCAGUCAUUUUUAACUCUUACACAGGCAAUAGGAACAUCUAUGACUUUUAUGAUUUUUGGGAUUAUAUCCGUUGUUGCUUUAUUUUUCGUGCUGAUUUGUGUGCCGGAGACGAAGGGUCUGCCGAUCGAGGAGGUCGAAAACAUGUUGGAUAACAGAGAUUUAAAGUUCAAGUUUUGGAGAAAAAGGUCUGUUAAGGCUAAACUUCUUGAUGAUUUGAAAAAGAGUUCUGAUGUCUGAUGUACCGUUUAUAGUUGAUUUUGAAGUUUGUACUCUAUUAUUAUAUCUAAGGGGUUUAGAAAGCUUUGUUGGUGUUCGGCUCGAUCAUUGGCAUGAGUUCGAUUGAUUUUUAUAAGUUUGCAUAUAUGAGUUUAACACAAGCAAGACCUUAUUUUAUUGUUAUCCUUAUGUAUAAA